ACUCUGGGUCAGGUUUGCCAGCAGAGGGGACCAAUGACAGAAGUGCUGGGACACAGGAUCAUCUGCCUGGAACAACACUAGUGUUAGUUGGCUGGCAACUUGUGUGUGUGAGAGAGAGAGUGAGUGUGUGUGGCUGUUGAGUUGCAGCAGCUCCACACAGCGAGCUACAGCAUGGAAUUGUCAUAUCAAGCCAUAAAAACUGCAAACCAGGCCAGAGAAGCGGAUGAAUUGAGAACAGAAACAAGAAGAAGAAACUUGCUUGUGUUAAUUUAUCAUUAUUUGAUGGAGGAAGGGUAUAUGGACGCUGCUAGCUGCCUGGAGCAGGACACUAAUUUUGGAUUGCGGCGUUUUGAAGUGUGUGACAAUAUUGACUUGGACACUAUUCUAAUGGAGUAUGAAAGUUAUUAUUUUAUCAAAUUUCAGAAAUAUCCCAAACUAACAAAGAAACUGCCAGAACAAGGGGAGACCAGAGCAGUGAGAAGCUGUGGUAAAAAGAGGACCCCAUGCACAACCCAGACACUGCCAAGAAUCGCCUGCGUCCAGCGGCCCCAGUCCAGGAACAGUAUUAAAAAGCCAGACUCUAAAGCAGCAGUGAAAGACUGCAGUAAAUCUAACAGCUUUCAGGAGAACGGAGGAGGGUACGUGCGAGAGAGGAGCGGGUUUGGCCUGAAUGUGUCUCCCGUUAUCAGGAAUGGAGGUGGUGAGGGGAUGCAGAGGAAGGGUCCACAGUUUGACUACAGGUGUCUUUUUCAGGACACAGUCAAGGGAGCAGUGCAUGAUACUAAUGCAAAUGGAUUUACCUACAAUCUAGAUCCUACGGAGCGGCUGCUGAAACCCAUUAGCUCCUUCUAUUGGAUGGAUAGUGAAAUGAGAGAGCUGGCAGCUGUGAUUAGCAGGGAUAUCUAUUUACACAACCCCAACGUGCGCUGGGACGACAUUAUAGGUCUGGAGGCCGCCAAGCGAUUAGUCAAAGAGGCUGUCGUCUACCCCAUUAAGUAUCCUCAGCUCUUUACAGGCAUUCUCUCUCCGUGGAAGGGUUUACUGCUCUACGGACCCCCAGGCACAGGCAAGACAAUGCUGGCGAAAGCUGUAGCCACAGAGUGCAACACAACGUUCUUUAACAUCUCUGCCUCCAGUAUUGUCAGCAAGUGGAGAGGAGACUCUGAGAAGCUGGUUCGGGUUUUGUUUGAGCUGGCCAGAUACCAUGCCCCAUCCACCAUCUUUCUGGAUGAGCUGGAGUCAGUGAUGAGCCAGAGAGGUGUUGGACAAGGAGGUGAACAUGAAGGCAGCAGGAGAAUGAAGACUGAGCUGCUGGUUCAGAUGGACGGACUGGCACGAUCUAAAGAUCUGGUGUUUGUGUUGGCUGCCUCAAACCUACCCUGGGAGCUGGACCACGCCAUGCUGAGAAGACUGGAGAAGAGGAUACUAGUGGGUCUUCCCUCCGACCCAGCCAGAAAAGCAAUGAUCAAUCACUGGCUUCCUCCAGUCAGUAACAACGGUGGAAUAGAACUUCGAACUGAGCUAGCCUAUGACAUUCUUGCCCAGGAAACAGAGGGGUACUCCGGCUCAGAUAUCAGACUCGUGUGUAAGGAAGCGGCGAUGAGGCCUGUCCGGAAGAUUUUUGACGCUCUGGAGAAUCACAGCGAGGGUCACUGCAACAUGUCGUUUAUUGAGCUAGAAACGGUGACCACAGCAGAUUUCCUGGAGGUGAUCGCUCACACCAAACCAUCAGCCAGAAACCUGACGGACAGAUUCUCGGCCUGGGAGAGGGAGUACGAAUCUGUCUGAGCUUACACCAUCCCGAACUACACUUAUCACACUACAGUUUUUACUGCACACCAUGCAAGUUCUUCUCCAUGUGAUUCAUCCAUCCUUAGAAAUGUUUUCAGUAGCAUCAUCACAGGCUGUACACAUAACAAACACUGUCCAAAAAAUAUAAAAAUAAACCCUUUUUCCAUUUUUA
This is a messenger RNA of Astyanax mexicanus (Mexican tetra), 1963 nucleotides long. RefSeq names its product katanin p60 subunit A-like 2 (gene katnal2). NCBI's taxonomy places the organism in Eukaryota, Metazoa, Chordata, Actinopteri, Characiformes, Acestrorhamphidae. The transcript is spliced from 16 exons. Gene Ontology annotation, molecular function: ATP hydrolysis activity; protein binding; ATP binding. Bases 172 to 1788 code for a protein of 538 amino acids. The record is from RefSeq and is a predicted model, not a curated record.